UCCGUAAUAUAUCGGCGAGCAAAGCUUAUCGCCGGCUGCAGCCUCCUCCAAACGGCCAUGGCCGUCAAGUGCCCGCUCCUCCCUCUCUACCCUUCGCGGCCGAACGCAUGCCCUAGUUUUAACGCUCCGAAACCCUUGUUGUCUCCUCGUAGAAGCCUCGCGAUUCGGUGCGCGAAGCGGACCGGGAAGCAGAGGUACCCGUCCGAGAAGAAGAAGCUCCGGAUGAUGAACGAAACGCUCCUCCAGAACGACAUCAAGAACCGCGCCGAGGGGUUCUGGAGGCUCUCCAAGCUCGGCGUCCCCGCCCACAAGGAUCCUGGGAAGGACUUCAUUGGGGUCUCCCUUCCUCUUCUUGAAGCCAUUGCCAAGGUGCUCGAAUUCCCGGUUGCUGCCAUGUUACCUCAGGAAGCAUUCUCCAUUGUUCGGAAGUCUUUUGACGCAAGAAAGGUGCUGAAGGAACCUCAGUUUGUUUAUACUGUGGACAUGGAUGUAAAGAAACUUCUGAAUUUGGAGCCUCGCACAUGGGACUUCAUCUAUCGGUUAGAAUCCAAACUGGGGGUCAUAGAGUAUAUGCCCAAGGAAGACAUUCCUGCUGAUCUGAUUCGUAUAUUACAUGAUUGUAAACAAAUGCACAAUGGUUUGAAGCUGGAAGAGAGACAAGACACUCACAGCAAGGAUUCUAACAAGCUUCCACUUCUCAAAAGACCAAAAGUUUCAGUCAUUGGUAGUGGACCAUCAGGCUUGUUUGCUUCCCUUGUGCUUGGGGAACUUGGUGCAGAAGUUACCCUAAUAGAAAGGGGUCAAGCAGUCGAACAGAGAGGGCGUGAUAUUGGUGCUUUAGUUGUUCGGCGAGUUCUACAAUCUGAAAGCAAUUUUUGCUUUGGGGAGGGUGGUGCAGGUACAUGGAGUGAUGGAAAGCUGGUAACAAGAAUCGGAAGGAACAGCGACAGUGUUCAGGCUGUUAUGAAAACUUUAGUUCAGUUUGGAGCCCCACCAAACAUUUUGGUUGAUGGGAAGCCCCACCUGGGAACAAAUAGACUGGUUCCGCUGCUGCGCAACUUCCGCCAGCAUCUGAAGGAGUUGGGCGUUGAUAUAAAGUUUGGGACUAGACUGAAUGAUCUCAUCGUACAAAACAAGCAGGUUUUGGGAGUCAAAGUUUGUGAUGCAAGACAUGGACCUGGUUAUGAUGACAAGAAGUUAUCAUGUGAUGCGGUUGUUCUAGCAGUUGGUCACUCAGCUCGUGAUGUGUACCCCAUGUUGCUUGAACACAAUGUAGAUUUGGUCCCAAAAAAUUUUGCAGUUGGCUUACGAAUUGAGCAUCCACAAGAACUGAUAAACAGCAUACAGUACUCUGCAUUGGCUGCUGAAGUCCAUGAGGGACGUGGAAGAAUACCUGUUGCUGAUUAUAAAGUAGUGAAGUAUAUCAGUGGAGAGAACGAUGGGGUCAGUUCUGGUUCAGAGGAAGUAAUUCGUAGCUGUUAUUCCUUUUGCAUGUGUCCUGGUGGGCAGGUUGUUUUAACUAGCACAAACCCAUCAGAACUUUGCGUCAAUGGCAUGUCAUUUUCCCGCCGCUCAUCUAGAUGGGCAAAUGCAGCACUUGUUGUCACUGUCUCCUCAAAUGAUUUUGAUUCCUUUCGAUCUUAUGGGGCUCUUGCUGGCGUUGAAUUCCAGCGAGAAUUUGAAAGAAGAGCAGCAUUAAUGGGGGGUGGAAAUUUUGUUGUCCCUGUACAAGCUGUUACUGAUUUUUUGGAGAACAAAUUGUCAGUUACAUCUCUACCACCAUCAAGCUACCGCUUGGGAGUUCAGGCCUCAAACCUCCAUGAGCUCUUCCCCUCUCACAUUACACAAGCUUUCAAGCAUGCGAUACUAAAGUUCGAUAAAGAGCUGCCAGGCUUUAUCUCCCGGGAUGCCCUCCUUCAUGGUGUUGAGACAAGGACAAGUUCCCCUGUGCAGAUCUUACGUCAUGCAGAUACGUAUGAGAGUACAUCAUUGAAAGGGCUGUAUCCAAUUGGAGAAGGUGCAGGUUAUGCUGGUGGGAUCGUCAGUGCUGCUGUUGAUGGUAUGUAUUGUGGUUUUGCUGUAGCCAAAAGUCUCGGUUUAUAUCAGGGUGAUAUAGAGUCAAUAUUGGGUAAAGCUCAGAAAAAUACAGGUUUUGUAAAAUAUUGAGGAUGCUUUCGAAGUUUUUGCCUAAAUUUGCAUGUUUCCCCCCAUUUGUAUAAGUUCACAUUUAAAUUUAUGAAGCAAAAUUUGGUUGCUAAAACAUGGUUAAAAAAGGAACCUCGGCAUCAAUAAUGCAUAGAUAUUUUAUA
This is a messenger RNA of Phoenix dactylifera (date palm), 2309 nucleotides long. It is a transcript of the gene PDE327, whose product is annotated as FAD/NAD(P)-binding oxidoreductase family protein. Gene Ontology annotation, molecular function: FAD binding. The record is from RefSeq and is a predicted model, not a curated record. NCBI's taxonomy places the organism in Eukaryota, Viridiplantae, Streptophyta, Magnoliopsida, Arecales, Arecaceae.